GUUGCAACUCCAGAGCUUGUGCCCAGGAAACCUGCUUUUGAAGAGAACAGCAGGACAGUGAUGGACAGUCUCGUUUCUCUCAUAUACAAAUAUGGGGAUGAACGAACCAAGGCCCGUGCAAUGCUCUGUGAUAUAUACCACCAUGCUAUCUUGGAUGAGUUUUCAGUAUCCCGUGACUUGUUAUUGAUGAGUCACUUGCAAGAUAAUAUCCAGCACAUGGACAUUUCAACUCAGAUACUUUUCAACAGAGCCAUGGCUCAGCUCGGUCUCUGUGCAUUCAGGGCGGCACUUGUUGCAGAAGCGCAUGGCUGCUUGGCUGAACUCUAUUCUGCCGGCCGGGUGAAGGAGUUACUCGCGCAAGGUGUCUCCCAAAGUCGAUAUCAUGAGAAGACCCCAGAACAGGAGCGGAUGGAGAGGAGGCGUCAGAUGCCGUAUCAUAUGCAUAUAAAUCUUGAGCUUCUUGAGGCCGUCCAUCUGACAUGUGCAAUGCUUCUUGAAGUGCCAAACAUGGCAGCUAAUAGCCAUGACAUGAAGCGCAGGGUUAUUAGCAAGACAUUCCGGAGAUUGCUUGAAGUGAGUGAGAGGCAAACUUUCACCGGCCCACCUGAAAAUGUGAGGGACCAUGUAAUGGCAGCGACAAGGGCCCUCAAGCAAGGAAACUUUGAAAAGGCUUUUGAUGUUAUCAACUCCCUUGACGUGUGGAGGCUGCUACGCAACAAGGAUAGUGUUCUUGAGAUGCUUAGAGACAAAAUAAAGGAAGAGGCACUGAGAACCUAUCUUUUCACAUAUUCUUCUUCUUAUAAUUCUUUGAGUUUGGAUCAGCUUGCAGGGAUGUUUGACCUUUCAGAUUCACAGAUCCAUAGCAUCGUGAGCAAAAUGAUGAUUUCUGAGGAGCUUCAUGCAAGCUGGGAUCAACCAUCCCGAUGCAUGGUCUUUCACGAUGUUGAGCAGACAAGAUUGCAGGCUUUGGCAUUCCAGUUGACGGAAAAGCUGUCAGUAUUAGCAGAAAGUAAUGAAAGAGCAACAGAAUCAAGGAUAGGUGGUGGUGGAUUGGAGGGCAUUCCCCUGAGGCGCAGGGACGGCCAAGAUUAUGCUGCUGCAGCUGCUGGUGCUGGUAAGUGGCAGGAUUUCUCCUUCUCACAAGGCAGACAAGGUGGUGGCGGUGGUGGCCGAACAGGAUAUGUAGGUGGUAGAUCAGCUUCUGGGCAAGCAUCGAGGGACCGUACUAAUCAGGCGCGGGGGACUUUCGGUGGUCAAGGCUCAAGAUAUCAGAGUGGUGGAGGUGCGAGGGGAAGUCAAACGGAUGGAUCAGGUCGCAUGGUUAAUCUUAACAGAGGGGUUCGCGCUUAGAGAGCUGUGCACAAAGUUUUGCAUAAAAGAGAAUCACAGAGCACUUUGAGGUCCUGGUUGUGGGAGAGUUUAUAGCUUUCUUUGUUUCAUAGCCCAACAUUUCAUUGUGUUACAUUGUUUUCUGCGACGUUCUAGCAUCUUUUGGCAAUGCUAUACUGCUUUUCUCAUUUAAUGACAUUCAUUAUGUUGGGUACAUUUUUUUA
Nicotiana tabacum (common tobacco) is the source of this 1553-nucleotide messenger RNA. The record is from RefSeq and is a predicted model, not a curated record. Lineage: Eukaryota; Viridiplantae; Streptophyta; Magnoliopsida; Solanales; Solanaceae.